Messenger RNA from Tuber melanosporum (Perigord truffle), 5442 nucleotides. RefSeq lists its product as uncharacterized. Gene Ontology annotation, cellular component: Scc2-Scc4 cohesin loading complex. The transcript is spliced from 7 exons. Gene Ontology annotation, biological process: regulation of gene expression; establishment of protein localization to chromatin; replication-born double-strand break repair via sister chromatid exchange. Bases 1 to 4878 code for a protein of 1625 amino acids. NCBI's taxonomy places the organism in Eukaryota, Fungi, Ascomycota, Pezizomycetes, Pezizales, Tuberaceae. Gene Ontology annotation, molecular function: chromatin binding. The record is from RefSeq and is a predicted model, not a curated record.
AUGAAUGGAUAUUAUCGACCUGCCCCACAAUUUUCUGACUUGACUAUAACUCCCAAGCAAGAGCAUGUACAGUCAUCAACACCACUUGGCAGCUCUCAAAAAGCUGACGCAGUCAAAAUACCGCCACCGCCAACUACUUUUGAUCGGUCUCAGUAUGUAAAGCAUACUGAGAUUGAUCGAAGGUUUCGCGGGACUAAACCAUUUGGGCAAGGUUCAACUUCGAAGAGCCGUAAGCGGAAGCGAUCACAUUCCAAUGCCGAGGAUGGGGAGACACUUGGCCCUGGUGUAGAUCAGAGAGCAAAGGCUGAAAGCCUAUUUAAGGGCCUGCAAGGGUUCCUUUCCUCGAUUUUUGAAGCUGAGGAUAACCUCUCCCCAGAUACGUCUGAUCGUACCUCUGAUAAAAACGCGAAGAUUUGGAUGACAAGCUCCUUGGAACAACAAUCACCAUGUUUGGCUACUGCAGUUCUGUUGAAAUUGGAAAAUUCGAUCCAUAAAGUUAUUUCAACCGGGCUAUUCCAACAGGUACCUGUAGAUGAUCUUACAAGGAUACAGAAGAUCUGCGAGAGCUCUCUGAAGCAAGCUGAAACUGUGGACGUCAAGAUGGGAUCAGACGACAGCGAGUCUGCUAUCGAGGAAUGGUUGACGAGGGUCUCUCUAGUGGAUAAUGGAUUGAAAACCGCUAAAACGGUUCUAAGGAUCAUGGUUGGGGGUAGGGAGGAUAAGCAAUUAUACCCGGAGGACCUUCUGGCGAGCGUUUUGAGUGUCGCAAAAAACCUCAUUGAAGGCACAAUCAAUCCAAUGAUAGAGAUGAGAUCCACUGGAGAAUCUCAGGCUGCUUUCAAAAUUGCAUCCGCCCACAAAAAGGUGUUGGGAGGGCUUUUACAUGAAGUCACAAGUUUGUUCUCGCUGAUUUCUAAGCUAUUGGCCUUAGAGGAGGUCACAGAGGGGACAAUCACAACCUUGGAGUUUAUUGCGGUCGCAGUAAUAUUCAUCGAGAAUGCGUCAACAGAGAAGGAUUCUGUUUUUGGUGUACAGAAGGUGGAGCGAUUCCGUGUUGCCGCCAUGGAUAUACUUGCGAAGAUUUUUGCUAGAUAUCCUGACCAGAGGACAUUUAUCUUUGAUGAAAUAUUGACAAGUCUAGAAAAAUUGUCUGUCAACCGACAGAGCGCAAGGCAAUUCAAACUCGUCGAAGGUGGAAAGAACAUACAACUAGUCAGCGCUUUGAUUAUGAGGCUAGUGCAGACGAGUGGGACCUACCAGGAGCGUAAAAAGAAACGGGGUUUGGUUACCGGGGAAGACGGCGAGUUUUCCAUGGAAAAGGAAGAGGGGGAUGAGCCUGAUCGGGGUGAAAUAGACGUUAUAGGUGCAGUUAACAAACUGUAUACCAUGUCUAACCCUUUACUGGAGAGUGCUCAAAAAAAUGCCCAAUACGUGGUCAAUUUCUUGGUACAGCGAGCAAUGAGGUCGACUAAAACUGGAGACCAACCUUACAGAGUACUGAUGGACAUCUUUGCCGAGGAUUUCAUCGCCGUACUUGGCUCUCCUGAAUGGCCGGGUGCUGAGCUAUUACUCCGAUCCAUCCUCGGGAGUAUGUGUACUAUUGUUGAUGGCGACAAACAACCAGCCCCAGCAAAGUCAAUGGCUUUGGAUUUACUUGGAUUGAUGGGUAGUGCAAUUUGUGAUGUUGUUGUGCACCUACGAGAGAGUCAUAAGAACAGGGAGUCGGAUAGUUCAGCUGACGACCGGAUAUAUACUCUAACGGACAAAGUUUUAGAAAGUACUGUAGCAGGCUCCAAUGGAGGCAUUGGUAUGGAAGAGGAUUUGAUCGAAUGGGAAGGGCCAUUUAGAUAUGCGCUUGAGCACUUGAUUGAGAACAGCGCGCAUGACCCAAGCCUCCAGAGUGCUUGUGGUUAUUACCUUACGAUUUGGAGUGCUCGAAUUUGUGCCUUUUCCGAUAAAGCAGAAGGCCAAGAUGAUGAAGAAACGGAAGAAGUAAUGGGAGAAUUGGCCAGGAUCGCCUCAAAUUUAAGAAGGAUUAUACUUGAUAAAAGUUGGAUUGAUGACGACUUUGAUGUUGCAAAAAUAUCCUCGCCACAGAUACGACAAGCCUACAUUCUGACUGUUCUGCAAAUGCCGUUUUGUACGUCAUUUGAACACAUUUUAAACCGUUUGCUCCGCUCUGUAGACGAUAAUCAGGCAACUACGAGAAGCAAAGGUCUCAAAGCAAUUCUGCAGCUCUUGCAAAAAGAUCCCGCUAUUCUGAAGCGGCCCCAGGUGGUGCCGUUCAUUCUCAAACGGCUAAGAGAUCCAUCGCCCUUGGUCCGGGAUUCCGCAGUGGAUCUAAUUGGCAAAUGCAUUCUGUUUCGAACAGACCUGGAAGAUCAAGUGUACAAGAGUAUAAUUGAACGUUCCGCCGAUGCCGGGGUAGGGGUUCGAAAGCGAUCCAUGAAAAUUUUGAAAGACAUCUACCUAAGGAGCAAAAAAGAGGCUGUCAAGGUGGCAAUCGCUGAGGCGUUGGUUCAGCGCAUAAAGGAUUCUGACCCUAGUGUUUCGGAGCUUGCAAGGAAGACCUUCGAAGAGAUCUGGAUUACUCCUUUCUACACUUACAUAGGAGCUGAAGAUACCGAGAACCAGCAGAACCAAACUACAGAUAUUAGUCCUCAGUUGAAGCUGGUUGUUAACGAACGUGUGGCUGUGAUCAUCAAAGUUGUGCAGAAGGAAGUAAUGCAAGCCGUGCUGCAUGACGUUAUCAAAUCAAUCUUGCAUGCCGACACAAAAAACUGCUCGGUCAAUUUCAAAGUCUGCAAGACGAUGGUGGGUUCCAUGUGCGAUGAUCUGCUAGAUCGUCAGGGAGACUCGGACAAGGCAGAAAGACAAAGCACUCUCCAAGCGCUGACUGUGUUUGCUAAAGCGAACCCAAAGCUCUUCAAACCAGAGCAACUCAUCAUGUUACAGCCAUAUAUUGAAAAUCUAACCGACCAGGAUGACCUUCACGUCUUUAGAUCAGUCAUUAUUAUAUUCAGAUGCGCGUUGCCAGUCCUGUCUAGUCUACACUCUGGGUUCUUAUCGGCUGUCCAGCAGAGCUUGCUCAAAAACCUCUCUCGACUUCCGCCAUUGGAACUUCGUGAGGUUGUCGCUUGCCUUUGGACGAUUAGCGGCAUCCUGAAAAACACUGAUAGGCUCGUCCGAGUCACGAUAUCCUGUCUGACUAAUAUCCUCAAGUCCAAGGGGAAGACCGUCGAAACUGAUGUAGAAGCUAACCGUCUGGUCCGGACUUUACAUAUCCUCGGCCUAUUUGGGAAACACUGUCAAUUUGAGGACAAGAUUGGGAUGUUCCAGACUGCCUUCCCCAAGUGGAAGCCAGGAACAGUGUCAGGUCUAAUCACAGAUACGAUAAUACCGUUCUGCGAUUCAGCGGCUCACCCUCUUGUCCGGAAAGCUGCCCUGGAGAGUUUGUGUCAUGUUUGCCAAACACACGCUAGUCAGUUCUUGCGCGCCGAAAUACUAAAAUCGUUUGAUCAGGUGUUUGAAGUAGGCAAAAAGGAACUGGUGAAUCUUGUGCUUCUAGGUAUUAGAAGAUUUCUACAAAGCGAAGAAAAUCGGAGUGAAGGGUUUGCCGGUGAAGAGAAGGACGAAAAGAAGAACGGCGAGCCCCAGGUUGAGAGGUUGAGUCGCGCAGCCAACGCCAACCAAAACGAUGGAGUCAGCACCAGUUUGGCCCAAAAAUAUCUCAAGAAUAUAAUUCAGGUGGCUACCUCAACCCAGGAUAUUUACGCGCUUACAGCUACAGAGGUCAUCGGGAGCAUAUUGAGGCAGGGAUUAGUGCACCCCAAGGAGUGCGUUCCUGCCUUGGUAGCCCUUGAAACCUCUACAAACGUCGCGAUUCAGGCUAUCUCCAAUCGGGAGCAUCGUAUGCUGCACUCCAAACACGAGACUAUAGUGGAAAGAGGGUACAUGGACGGUGUCCGUGCUUGUUACAUCUACCAGCGCAAUGUUAUCGGCAAUGAGUCAGGUGCUACGGCUAACCCAUUCACCUCUAAGAUGCAUCCGUUAUAUGAGAUUGUCAAGAGCAGUCGUAAGGUGAGAAAGAAGUUGCUAGGGAACAUGACCAUGAGUGUGGACUUUGAGUCCCCAAAACUAGAUGUUGAUUCCUCGAAACCAAAUCAUCUGGGCUACUCGAAAUUUGUGAUCGAGAAUCUUGCUUUCUUUGAGUAUGGGACCUUUGAUGAGCUAUACCAAGUUGUGACCACCAUGGAAAGAGUCGUUUCUGGAACCGGCAUGACUGUGGCCCAUUCAAUCGAGACAGAUAUCUUUCUUCUUAAACUGGAUUCUGGGGACACCACAGAGCGAAUUAUCAAACCAGAUACUCUGAAAGUAUUGGCGACUAGUGCGGCGAUCCUCUACAUGUUAUGGGAAUGCAGGUAUUUCUUGAGAAAGUCUUAUAGCAUCAAUGACAACAAGAGCCGCGACUACAAGAGCAACAAACUCUCCGCCAAAGACGUGAACAAGGCGCCAUCAAGAGCGGCCACCUGGUCCAAUGGCGCCGCCACUCUUUGGAAAAAGUUUGAGGAAAUCAUGACCGACCUCAAGUCUGACGAGGGCAUGAUGAAGCAGUGCAAAGAAUUCGUGGACCUCCUUACAGUUGACAAUGAAUUCAAACUCGCUGCUGAAGGCGAGGAUCCCGAGGACCUCGAUGGUGAAAGGGCCCUGACACCAAUCCAUGACCUCCACGAAGAAGGCGGUAUUGGUGGAGAACUUGGCACACCAGGGAAGAACAAGAAGCGCAAGUUCACAUCUGGAUCUCCCGAGAAGGGCCUAAUGAGGCCGAAGAAGAAGGUCAAGGCAAAACCUCGGAAGUCGGCUGGGAAGGAUGAAUGAAUACGUUUUUAUAUUAUACUUUAGUCUUUAUGCCUUCCGGGUUUAUUUUUUUUCCCCUUUCCCUCCUUUUCCGGCCACCACAAAAACCCCCAUCUAUAUGCUUUCAUACCCGGCUGGUUUUUUUUUCUUGUAGAUAUGGGUUUUAUUUCCUUUUCAUGUCUUCUCUCUUUUCUCUUCUAGCUUGUCGCCUCGGUGGGGGAGUUUGUUGCUUUUUCCCUUUUUCCUCACAUUGCCUUUUUUUCCUUUUCUUCUCAUCUCAUCGGGCUGGCAUUUUUCACCUCUUUUCCUCACUUUUCCCCUUUCGAAAUUAGUAAUUCCCUCUUCAUUUCCCUUUCUCUGGCAGGCUCGCGGAGUAUAUAUUGUGGUUUUCGUUUCCCCUUGCCCUUCGUUCUUUCCCCGCGUUUUUGUCCCGUUUUUUCUUCAAAAAUACCAUAAAGGAUUGGCUUGGGAUGGAUAUGUGGAUAUCGACGAAUUGAUGACUAGCCAAUAGCAUGGAUUUGGCCUAGAUUGAGGUCUUCCCCUUUUGCUCGGGUAGUUAGUGAUGAAAUUUAUGGAAUUGUUUUU